Geodia barretti is the source of this 1136-nucleotide messenger RNA. The record is from the annotation of a GenBank genome assembly. Lineage: Eukaryota; Metazoa; Porifera; Demospongiae; Tetractinellida; Geodiidae.
UCUGACAGCAGGGAUCUAUUCGGGAUUCUGGGAGACGCGUAGAAGGCUGGUCAGCGUCCAAUAUGUCGAAAACGCUCUCUUGCGGCCGAGACCUGACGUGUGUUCCUGACCUGAAGCUAGCUGUAGAGGAAGCAGCAAAAGAUGGGUUUGAUUUUGUUCAAGUUCCCCUUUUUCACCCUCUCUUCAAACGAGACCACCCCUCAAUUAUCCAUCGUCAAGGCCCCCCAACUCGCAAUGACACCAUCUUGACAGGCAACGACUGGGCCGUGCUCAUUGUUGCCAAGCUGUCACCAUGGAUACAGCUGGAGAGUGAAGACCCUGCAAUUAGGAGACAAUCGGAAGAUGGGUUCUUCCAGGAGGUAUCUCUGGCCAUUCACCUCGGAGUUCCCGCCAUUCUCAUCUCUCUCUCUUCUCCGUCUUGUGUCAACCUCGCCCGCUGCCUCUAUAGACCUCUACUCACCAGCAUCCAAAUUUAUUGGGUGAAAGUCCCUGUUGUAAGUCCAAGACUUAUUAUGACUGAUGUCGAAGAAGACGAUAAUACAAAACAGUCACACUCGGUAUAUUAUUUGUAACUGAGUAUUAUUAUUAUACACUUCUCUCUGCUGUAGAUUGAGGACCCAUGGGAAUGGUGGAAUACUCUGAGAACUCUCUGUGGAAACAACUCAAAGCUACAUCUUGUACUGGAGGUGGGUUCAGUACUGCCCUCAUAUGCGCAGCAGUUGCGCUGGCUGGGGGAGCCCGUCAAGGCUGUGUCUAUUGCAACUGGAACCUUCACUAAGAACCACAGAGGCUAUCCUGUACUUGCUCAGAAACAUCGAGAGUUCAUUUACAAACUACUGAAGCUGAACGUUCAAGUCAUUCUGACGGGCUACUCUAAAGUAGACUACCCAAUGCAGAACUAUCUGAGUACCUCAACCACCUUCAUAAGACCAAGCCAGAGCGAACGUCACUCGAAACCUAUGCCAAAGGCUUUGAAGAGUACUUGCAGAGCCCUUUACAACCACUGAAAGACAAUCUGGACUCAGCUACUUAUGAAGUAUUUGAGAAGGAUCCGGUCAAGUACAUAUCGUAUGAGAACGCAAUAGCAAAAGCACUGGUGGACAGAAUACCUGAGGAAUCCGUCAGUGACGUCACUU